This is a messenger RNA of Cylicocyclus nassatus, 733 nucleotides long. The record is from the annotation of a GenBank genome assembly. Lineage: Eukaryota; Metazoa; Nematoda; Chromadorea; Rhabditida; Strongylidae.
GGAGUCCACCUCUACUGCAUAUAUAAGGAGUUCUUGAACCUUGAGCGAUUAAUACGAAAGAUUCGGUAUGAAGAACUUAUUCAUCUUGGCGUCCAUCUUGUCCGCGGUAGUGUCUCAACUAUCAGUUUAUCCCCGUGAUGACAGAUUCCAGCAACCAUAUCAGGGACGUGGAAUAUUCCCCGCACUUGGACGAGCUGUUGGACAACCUGCUUUUCCGGGUAGACAAGACGGAUUCGCUUUCGGUCAAGGCUCAUUCGAUGGCGGUGCACGAAGCUACCAAGUAAAAGGCCGCUUGCUUUGCGGAGUACAGGGAGCUCAGGGAGCAAGGGUGUCACUUUAUGAGAUUGGAAACGGAGGAUCCCCAGUUGUUUAUGAGGACAAGUCUUUGGAUGGGUCAGGAGGUUUUCAUAUAAAAGCCGAAAUUCGUGAUCAAGGAUUUGGUGGUGGAAGUUCUGCAGGACCCCUCAUACUGGCUAUCAAUCAUAAUUGCGAGGGUGUACGACAAAUGAGUCUUCAGCUGCCACAAUCUUAUCUUCACCAAGGAUUCGGUGCAGCCAGAACAUUCGACAUAGGUACUAUCAAUCUCGAGGCGCGUUAUUCUGGUGAAAAAACAAACGGCUUCGAUGGUGCAAAUGGAUUCAACACUGGCGGGACUCGAAGCAGAAUUGAGACCUUGCGGAAUGGGAACAUUGGUGGUGGAUUCGCUCCUCUUCCUGUUCAGGUCUAGGUCGGC